UUCUUCACAACUGUACCCUAGUACCCAGUCACUCCCUACUUUUUGUAUUACCAAUGUCUUGACAAUUACUUACGAGAGCACAGAACAACGCUUGUCGAUCUUUUGUGCUCCUGCCUUCGACACCUCACCAUGACUACUUCACUCACAACCGCCCCCGGGCCUCGCCGCCACAGUUUCUCGCACUUCGGCAGAGAAUCGCAUCGUCAUAAGAAUAUUCCAUACUCCUCCACCAGCAACCCCGACAACCCCAUACCUGUAGAACCCGUCGCCCAUCCGUCCAUGCAUAUUCCAAUGGAUGCCAAAAUCAGACUCAGCAACAUGCUCUACGCUCCAAGUCCACGAUCAAGUGGGGAGAGCCUUCAUUACACCGACGACACCAACACAAGCGACUCAGAAGCCCCGUCAACUCCGCCUACUGAGCCGACUGACCUAGCGGAGGACGCCUUGAAGGGCGUGAAGCAGCGCCCUCUCGCCGAGCACAUCACAUCAACGCUGCCCAUAAGAACACGAAAGAGAAGAGCAAGCACUACAUACGCCUCAAAUGUCGACGACAUCCGGAGACUCAUUGGCUCUGGCAGUGGCACCAAGUUCCUGCAGAAGUACUGCUGUGGCGAAGGCUGCUGUAUGAUUGAGUCCUUGCCACUUCACACCGAUGACGUUGCAUUUGCGCCAAUCAUCACACCUGCGAAUGACGCAUACAGAUUCCUCGCUCUGAACUUGCGCUCACUAUCGCUUGACACUGAGUUGACCAAGAUUCCGGAAAUGCCUGACCAGAAAGUACGCUUCGGCACAAUCCGCCGACAAUCCAUCACCGACAAGUUUCCACACGAAGCACUGCAUAAGCAUGACGUCGAUGAAGUCAAUGAAUAUCCUCCAGAAUACAUGAAGCCGCACCCACCUUAUAGCAUUUUCAAUGCCCCGCUAUAUGGCGCUCGGGAGUUGACCAAGCCUGGUGCCGAGAAGCGGACAUUCCAUUUCGAUAUCGAUGUGACCGAUUACCCUGAGGAGGGUGGUGUUGACUUCAAGGUGGGAGGCGCCGUUGGGGUAUGUCCUCCAAAUGAUCCUGCUGUUGUCGAGGACAUCAUGGACCAGCUUGGCAUACCACGCUUUCAACGAGACAAGGCCAUACGAUUGCAUACUUCCGAGGGACGCUGGCCGACCAUCUGGGGCGAGGAGGAAGCAAGAGAACUUGUUACCACACGAAGAGAAGUGCUCACAUGGACCGUUGACAUUUCUUCAGUCGCGCCCACAAAGCCACUGAUUAGAUUGCUGGCCGAGUAUGCAUCGGAGCCGAACGAGAAGAAGAUCCUCGAAUACCUUGUCAGCGCGCAGGGUCAGGCGACUUUCUGUGACUUGAGAACUGGACCACACAUCACAUUGCAACAGCUCUUGCACGCUUUCCCGUCAUCCAAGCCGCCGCUUGAGUAUCUGUGCAGCGUUCUCAACCAGCUCAUGCCAAGAUUCUAUUCCCUGUCCAACGAUCCGCACGUUUCCUCCGCGCGAGAAGGUCUUGCAGGACGACGAUUGAUCGAAAUGGCAGUGACUAUCCACGAAACAUCGGACUUCAAAGGAAAGCAACGCACGGGUGUUGGUUCCGGUUUCAUGGAAAGGCUAGCGAUGAAGUUCAUCGAGGCUGACGAGAAGGCGCAAAGGGAGGCAGAGGCAAAGGGCUUCUGUCUACGACCAGGCGUGGGAGGUCGCCGAGCCAACCUUCACCUACCCAUGUUCCGCGGUUUAAUGGCAAAUCCUCUUUCCAAGAAGUUCGUCAGUGAUGGUCCCAUGGUCCUCAUCGGUGCUGGUGUUGGCAUGGCGCCAUUCCGUGGCUUCAUCCUGAAUCGACUCAAGAACGCCAACUGCGCCAACAAGAUCUGGCUCAUCCAAGGUAUUCGCGACAGCAUGCUCGACGAGAUCUAUCGUGGUGAGCUAGGUGAUCACGAGAAGGAUAUCAAGAAGGUUGUGCAAUCACGCGCCAGGACAUUGCCGCCUGUUUCGGAAGAUGACAGCGGUGUUGUUGGAGAGGUACACACCGAUGGCGAGACACCUGUGGUCGCCGAUCCAAAGAAAAAGGACAAGGUCGCCAAGUAUGUCCAGGAUGAGGUCCGGCACCAGGCUGACAUCGUUUGGUACGUCGUCAAUGCUCUCGACGGCCGCAUCUUCGUUUGUGGCUCUAGUAAAGGCAUGGGUGAAGGCGUGGAGAACGCAUUGAUUGAUGUCGCUAUGGACAAAGGCAAUCUCGAUUACGAGACCGCCAAGCAAUUCUGGGAAGGCAAAAAGGAGGCAGGCCAAUACAUUGCGGAGACCUGGUAAAGGAUUGGCUCUCGAGCAGGGCCUGCGAGGAUACAGAUGGCAUAAGCAGACCAUCAGACAUUUACCGAAUGCAUAGCUCGGGCUGCUAAAAUAAUUGAUUUCAAAGGCGCGAAAGGUGUGGGCGGCUACAUAAGCCAGCAACUGGGAUAGUGCUGGAGCACAUGGGGUGGGAGGCAAGGGACUGAUAGCGUUGUCGCAAACAUAGUGAUGGAAUUGUGUACAUAUUUGUUGCCCAAGGAAGGCUUGUCAUAUCAGACAACAUGACAUGUCGAUUGUGAAACUUGCUGGAUUCCUG
This is a messenger RNA of Pseudocercospora fijiensis CIRAD86, 2602 nucleotides long. RefSeq lists its product as uncharacterized. NCBI's taxonomy places the organism in Eukaryota, Fungi, Ascomycota, Dothideomycetes, Mycosphaerellales, Mycosphaerellaceae. Gene Ontology annotation, biological process: homocysteine metabolic process. Bases 130 to 2307 code for a protein of 725 amino acids. Gene Ontology annotation, cellular component: cytosol. The record is from RefSeq and is a predicted model, not a curated record. Gene Ontology annotation, molecular function: FMN binding; flavin adenine dinucleotide binding; [methionine synthase] reductase (NADPH) activity. The transcript has a single exon.